AUGUAUCCAUCCAAUACAAAGAACGCUCUAAAAGAGCAAUUCGCAACCUACCAUGAACUCUUGAAGGUAGUCCUUGAGCCCUGGAAAUCCGGAGUUCUACCCAAUCCCGAAGCAUUGGCCAGAGCACGGCAAUCUCUUAAGGAUGUCCUCCCGUCGGAAGGCCUGGGCCUCGAACGCGUCAGAGACCACAUCCUGCAGGACAUCGUGCCAGGAUUCAACGCAGCCAGCCUCAGUCCCAAUUACUACGGCUUUGUGACAGGAGGAGUGACGCCAGCAGCUCUCUUUGCCGACAACGUGGUCUCAAUCUACGACCAAAAUGUUCAGGUCCAUCUGUCGGACCAUUCGAUUGCCACGGACGUCGAGUUCAAGGCGUUGAGUCUCCUGACGGACUUGCUGGGGCUCGAUCGACAAAGCUGGCAGAAUGGCACGUUCACGACGGGAGCGACGGCCAGCAAUAUCAUGGGCUUAGCUUGCGGACGAGAGUUUGUCCUGAGGGCAGCAGCAGCAGAGCGUGGAAGUCCAAUCGACAGUGUCGGAGAGUACGGCUUUUUCGAAGUCAUGCAGGCAGCAGGUCUGUCUGGCCUUCAGGUCCUCUCAACGAUGCCUCACUCGUCGUUGGGCAAAGCAGCUGGAAUCCUAGGGAUUGGUCGUGCCAAUCUCAAGGGCAUCUGCACGUCUCAGAACCCACUGGAAAUCGACAUGCAGCGUCUGGAAGAGGAACUUGCAAGGCCUGAUCGAGCAAGCAUCGUCGUGAUAUCUUGUGGGGAGGUCAACACCGGUCAUUUCGCCACAGCUGGCAGGGAGCAGAUGCAAGAGCUCCGCAAGCUCUGUGACAAGUACGGUGCCUGGCUCCAUGUCGACGGAGCAUUCGGCAUUUUCGGGCGCAUUCUCAACGACUCGACCCCCGAAUUCGCGUCCAUUACCAGAGGAUGUGCAGGUCUCGAAAUGGCCGAUUCAAUCACGGGAGACGCGCACAAGUUCCUCAACGUCCCCUACGACUGCGGCUUCUUUCUCUGCCGCCAUCCGUCGUCUAGUCUGGCUGAAGACGUGUUCCGUAACGCAAACGCUGCCUAUCUCAGUGACAGUUCGGGGAGGACACCUGCAGACGAACCUACGAUCCCGUCACCCCUGAACGUCGGAAUCGAGAACUCGCGACGAUUCAGGGCUUUGCCGGUCUACGCUUCCCUGCUCUCGUACGGCAAAGACGGAUAUCGGGACCUCCUCGAGCGACAGAUUCGCCUCGCCAGGACGAUUGCCGGGUGGUUGUUUGACCACCCAGCAUACACAGCCCUCCCUGUGAGCCGAACGAAAGCAGACCUGGUGGCCAAGACGUAUACGAUCGUCCUCUUUCGCGCCAACGAAGAGGCGCUGAAUCGCGAUCUAACCAGGAGAAUUAAUGCGACGUCGAAGAUGUUUGUGUCUGGUACGUCAUGGGAGGGAAAGCCGGCAUGUCGAAUAGCCGUUUCGAAUUGGAGGGUGGAGGAGCAGAGAGAUAUUGCGGUUGUGAUGAGUGUCUUGGAGCGUGUUGUCCAGGAAUCAUCAUCCGUGUGA
Rasamsonia emersonii CBS 393.64 is the source of this 1551-nucleotide messenger RNA. Its product is annotated as Aromatic-L-amino-acid decarboxylase. Gene Ontology annotation, biological process: carboxylic acid metabolic process. The coding region runs from base 1 to 1551 and encodes 516 amino acids. The record is from RefSeq and is a predicted model, not a curated record. NCBI's taxonomy places the organism in Eukaryota, Fungi, Ascomycota, Eurotiomycetes, Eurotiales, Trichocomaceae. Gene Ontology annotation, molecular function: carbon-carbon lyase activity; pyridoxal phosphate binding. The transcript has a single exon.